Messenger RNA from Zootermopsis nevadensis, 3830 nucleotides. Lineage: Eukaryota; Metazoa; Arthropoda; Insecta; Blattodea; Termopsidae. The record is from RefSeq and is a predicted model, not a curated record.
AGCAGCACAUUCAGUGCUCAUUGCUUCACAAACUUUGCAGUGUUCUUCCAGCAGUUCGACGAUUUGCAAGCUAGAAGUACAGAAAUGUCUGCCAAGAAACGAGAUAGGAAAUACUGACGGACUGAACUCCACUGCCCGCAGCGAUCCUGACCAAAGAAAUAAUUAUGUCGCUGUCGUCGCCGUCAUCAUCAUCAUCAGUACCACGACGGACUCCGGAAUUGACGCUAUAAAAAUAUGAGCAGUUGACAAGCACAGAUGUGGGCACCAAGAAUGAAUAAACCGAUCGACCCAGUGUGCGCGGCAGCUCGCAAGAUCAGUGAGUACGGAGUGAGGGGAAAGUGGAGGGGAGGGGAUCCGGAGAAAAAUCUGACGGGAGAGAACUCCGGGAUUCCGGGCGGUACGUUUCGCUCCGGGUCGCGCCUCGUUUGCCUCACACAACCUCGCCACCGCCAACCGGUAAACAUUUUUAUACCAUUUAGAAGAAUCGUUAGUUCUUUUCCCCUGUUGUAGCCUUCCUUUGACGACAGUUACAACUUUGUACCCAUGACCUGUACUAUAAGACGACUUCGUGUAUUAGUUAUGUGUGUCGUUGGUUUGUUCUGUGGUUGGUGCUGUUUGGUUGACGACAGUGGUUAAAUCCUGGCAUCUGAGUCUGACUCGUCCGUCAAUCGUCACGUCUGCAUCUGGUCUGUUGUUCCACGUAAGCACUGCCAAAACUUCGCUGUGAAGGUUCAACAUAUCUUCAACUCAAUUUAUAACUGAUUUAUAUUUUUAACUGCUUUAAAAGAACAUACAUCUGGAUCUUAAGGCGUGUUUGAACUUUCUUCUUAAGCCAGUCAUGAAAUUUUAGGCAUAUAAAACUCUUUCCUGCAGGUCCUAAGCAAAAUAAUCUAGCCACACCGUUGAAAGUACGGAUCACUUAACCCGUUUCUCUGUAAAUGAAUCAAGUUCUUAUUUAGUAAAAUUAAUUUUCUUUAACUCCAGCUCCAUCAAUCACAGUUUUAAUCGAUUCGGAAACCAUCACUUGACGCACUCACUGAGUAGUAACAUUCUCGUGCACUCACGACUUCAUCCUCUGAACCAGUUCUACCUUAAACCUUCUAACAUCUUCAAAGGAGAAUAUUGUUUCUCUACAACUGAUUUUUUGUUUUUCACCCGUUCAGUUCAAACGCCCUUUGUGUACAAAGAGCAAAGUGAUGUGGUGUUUCAUGAGAAAGUUGAAAAAAUAAAUCAACGAAGGAACUGUAUUUGAUGCAUGUGGGAAGUAGAGAAGAAAUACAUGAGAUUUCAGUGCGCGAGACAAAAGUCUGAAGCCAAGAAAUACUUGUCCAGAAAUUUCACACAUAAUAUAAUAGAACUCCAUGAAACUUCAGUAGCACUGAUACGAGACACCCCUGACGUUUCGGCAUCGCUCACGCAUUCUCCAUUUAUGGAGGAGCAAUGAAGCUACUGAGUUCUGGGGCCACCAAUCACACUGUCCCCAGAUACAGUCUUCUAUAGCACCUGAAUCUCCGGGAGAACGCGACCCAGUGAGAGCGAAUCUAGCAAGAGAAUCACACUUACAGUGGUACACCUUUCAUUAUGGGUAACUCUGAAUCUACCGGUAGCCCAAGUUUGUUAUUCAGUUUGCUCAAGACUUCUCUCAUUUGGAUAAGAAAAGAGAAUAAACAAUGAAGAAUUAAACUGAAGACUGAAUGCGUGACCUUACAGAUUCUCUGAACAUCAUAAAAUGGCAGAAGCAGAAGACUUUGGUUGAACUGGUCUUACUAUUUUCAAUAUUAUUUACAGUGUCUUAGACAAAGUUGAUAAAAAGUGUUGAUACUAAGCGUUUCCAUAUGCUUCAACCCGUGUUGUGACAAGUAGAAGGUGAAUCUAUUUUCGAGAACACUUAAACACGCUCUCUUCGAAAAGGUUUAAUGAACAAAUGAAUACGGAUUUUACAUUAGAUACCAAAUAUUACUGUUUUACUCUUCAUAUACAAAUUUGUUGCAUAAAGCAACGCGAAUUGUUUAUAUUUAUAUAUAUUUCUUUAUUUACGGACCAUAGGUAACAUGCAACAACACAUUCGUCUAUCAUUUAGCUCUUUGUGGAAAAAUUAUCUAUAUAUUUUUUAUUUUAUAAUCAGUGAGCUGGUAUUAUUGUCCGAACUGUACAUAACAUUUUGAAACAAAAUCAAGUUCUAUCAUCUGUGCUAUGGAGAAGUCAGUGGGAAGACAAUGUCGUUAUGAAUCAUACCAUCAACAAACACAUGAACAGAAGAAUAAGAACAAGACUGCGUCUCUCAAGAGAAAUCAACAGUUGGAUGAGAAUUCCGAACACAGCGGCCGUUGUCUGUGUUUUGGGAGGAAAAACGGUGGUUGUGCCCAGGGUGUGUUCAGCAAUUUAGGAAUAUGUGCUCUGUUAGUAGGAUAUACUUUGUUGGGAUCUUUUGUGUUUCUUGCCAUAGAAGGCGGUGGAAGUGGUAGUUCUAGCGCCCAUUAUCACAGACCCUCCACAUCAUUAAUAGCAGUGACUUCAAACAUCGAUAAUCAGAAAAGACCUCAGGGCCAGAACUCUUCACAGGACACAGCUGUGCCUACGUCGUCGUGGUUGAGGCGUGUGGCUGACGAGUCCCGUGCGAGGACGGUUGAAAAUAUCUGGGACAUAACAGUGUCAUUAAAUAUCCUUUAUCGGGAUAACUGGACUCGCUUGGCUGCCCAGGAGAUAUCAAAAUUUCAGGAUCAACUCGUGCAGAGGCUGGCCGAGGAAUUGACGAUGCAACAUCACGGAGCGGUGUCGCCUGGUGUCGGAAGGGACCAGCAGAUGCAGGAAAGACGUUCGUCGUCGACGUCUUACGAAUGGAACUUUGCCAAGGCGUUCUUGUAUUCUCUGACGGUGUUAACAACUAUCGGUUAUGGGAACAUCGCCCCGCGAACUGCUUUGGGGAAGGCAGUGACGAUGGGGUACGCGGUGUUCGGAAUCCCGCUGAUGCUGAUCUACUUGUCGAGUGUGGGUAGUCUUCUGUCCCGGUGUGUUCGAGGAGUAUUCUCUCGCACCGUCUGCUGCUGUUUCUGCUCAAACUGCGGUUAUUGCUGCUAUGAUGAGAAGAGAAUGCAGGAGAAAGAACGUCGCAUGAAGAAGAAACGUCAGCAAAUUGAAUUACAACAGCAGCAACUUCAGCUUCAAGAGCCGUUCUACGUUAGGUCUUCAUCGUCAGUAACAGCUUUCACAACGUCGGCAAGCAGCACACACAAUAAUCUGCAUUCCCCAGUCCGCGAUGGGGAGGUGACGAAAUUGCAGCAAUCAUCUUCCAUCCUAGGAGAAACCGACUACGGUACUGACAACCUCGAUAAUGACAGGAAGAGCCUGUCAAAACAGUACCACAGUGCUGGCAGCAUUCUGGCUCCUGUGCUUCUGUGUCUGUGUAUUAUGGUGUGCUACAUAUUCGGCGGAGCUGUUGUACUCACAAGACUAGAAGCAUGGACAUUCCUUGACGGCUCAUAUUUCUGUUUCAUGAGCCUAAGCACAAUUGGUUUCGGAGAUUUAGUUCCUGGUGGAAUGAUCUCUUCAGCCAGUAGGAACUCUAGUGUUCGAUCUGUAGGCAGCUAUGCAAGCGGUAAUGGAACAGUAUGGUUCUGUUCGUUUUAUAUUCUAAGUGGGAUGGCUUUAACAGCGAUGUGUUUCAAUAUUCUUCACGACGAGAUUGUUCAUCGCCUUAAACAUCACGUGAGGCAUUCUCUGCUCCACUACAAGGAUUCGUCAUCUAAAGGUAGUAAUAAUAUUUUAGAAGAUGCAAAUGGUGGUGAUCCUUACUCGACAUCGUCCUGACAUCUCCAACACCAACGUCAACC